CAUAGCUUCCAUUACUACGGCGAUACAAUCUCUUGCGUCGAGCAGUCUGCAAUAACUUCCAACAUCUUGAACGAGUCCGACACACGUUUCAACAUGGGACUCCUCGCCCAAAACAUCACGCCACUUCCUGAGAUGCAUUUUGCUACGGCUUUAGCGUUGCUUUCAAUUGGACUGGGAGUUGGAUACUUCCUCCUGACCGCAAUAUACAAUGUUUACUUCCACCCCCUGCGGAAUGUCCCUGGGCCGAAGCUCUGGGCCAUGACACUGAUACCCUAUACUCGCAUGUUCCUGUCCGGCAAGGCUCUUCGGGAAGUGCUGGAACUUCACAAGGCUUACGGCCCUGCCGUGAGACUGGCGCCCGGUGUUGUAGCCUUUAGUCACCCUGAUGCAGCCAAGGAAAUUCGUGGCCACCGCAAGGCAGGUAUGGGAGAGCACGGCAAAGACCCAAAGCACCUUGGACCCCUAGGCAAGACCAUUCUUGGCGCGGAUCGGGCAAACCAUUCACGAUACCGGCGAUCCUUGGCCCACGGCUUUUCAGCCCAAGUCAUGCUUGACCAGGAGCCCAUUAUCAAGCAAUACGUCGACAUGUUCAUCCAAAAGCUUCACGACGAAAGUGCUGGCGGUACGAAACGGGUUGACAUGGUCCAGUGGUUCAAUUAUACCACUUUUGACAUCAUUGGCGAUCUAGCCUUUGGCGAGCCCUUUGGCUGCCUUGAAGAAUCGAGGUAUCACGGUUGGGUGUCGCUUGUUUUCUCCAGCAUCAAGAACCUGACAUAUGUAGCUCAGCUACAACGCUUUGCUCUCAUUGGUCCUCUGUUAAGGAGGUUUGUUAUACCCAAGACUCUGGCCACAAAGCUCGCAGAACACAAUCAGCUCUCAGCAGCCAAGGUGUCCCAAAGGCUGGCGAGGGAGACUAACCGCCCAGAUUUCAUCACAGCCAUGACGACGAGACGUGGUUCGUCCAAGGGGGAUGAGCUUACCUUCGAUGAGCUGGCGUCACACUCAUCACUACUCAUCACUGCCGGUUCCGAAACAACAGCCACUGCCCUGUCUGCAGCAGCGUAUUACCUAGGAACAAAUCCGCGAGCGCUGGCCAUUCUUACGGAGGAGGUUCGCACGACGUUCUCCACCGAAGGAGAGAUCGACUUGCUUAGCGUGCAGAAGCUGCCUUACAUGCUGGCCGUGUUAGAUGAGGCUAUGCGCAUGUAUCCACCCGCACCAGGGGGUCAGCCACGGAUUAUUUGCGAAGGAGGCGACGAGAUCAUGGGCAUGUAUAUGCCUGCAGGUACAAAAGUCGAAGUCUGGCAGUGGGCUACACACCAUAACCCAGCGAACUUCACCAGACCAGACGAAUUCAUCCCCGAGCGUUGGCUUGGGGACCCGCGUUUCGCAAACGAUAAAGUUGAAGCGUUCCAGCCGUUUUCGGUUGGCUCGCGGAAUUGUAUUGGGAAGAACCUUGCGUAUGCCGAGAUGCGUUUAAUACUCGCCAGGCUUGUGUGGAAUUUUGACAUCCAGGUCGCCGAGGAGAGUAGGGGUUGGGAUGACCGGAGCGCAUUCUACCUCCUAUGGGAGAAAGGCCCCAUGAAUAUGUACCUAAAGCCGAGAAGCUAGUAUUUUUAAAGGAGAAGGAUGAAGAUCGUGACCAACGGUUGGUUACAAGGGUGCUAGGCAAAUAUUCGCAAAUAUCAAUGAGA
Messenger RNA from Ilyonectria robusta, 1694 nucleotides. Its product is annotated as cytochrome P450 monooxygenase. The transcript has 5 exons. The record is from RefSeq and is a predicted model, not a curated record. Bases 94 to 1611 code for a protein of 505 amino acids. Gene Ontology annotation, molecular function: iron ion binding; oxidoreductase activity, acting on paired donors, with incorporation or reduction of molecular oxygen; heme binding. Lineage: Eukaryota; Fungi; Ascomycota; Sordariomycetes; Hypocreales; Nectriaceae.